ACCAUCUCUCUCUCUCUACAACUAUCUUAUCCCCAAACUCAACCCAACCCUUAACCGCCAAUUCAACUUCUUCUUCCCCAAUUUAAGCUUACCAAUUCUUCCCACUUUCUCCACUCUAAUUCUUCAAUUUCAAUCAUGAAUUCCACCUCCCAACAAGCUGUUAUUGAUUCCGCCGAUUUCUUCGAUUGCUUGCCGGACGACGUCGUCUUGUCGAUUUUCGGCAAAUUGCAAGACGCCAAAUCGCUGUGCCUGUCCAUGUCCACCUGCAAGCGCUUCCGCUCCAUCGCCCCGCAGGUCGAUCGAGUCUUCCUCCCGAUCCCUCCGAACAAGUCCGACGCCAAGGAUUCCGAUCGGAAGAGUUCCUUCAAAAAUCUGGUGAUCCGAGCGUUGACCAAGCCCUUCCUUCUGAUUUCUCAGAUGAUCAAACUCAAGCCCAAGCCCGAGGAGAAUAACGACCUAGAUUUCUACUCCUACUACGUCCCCAACCAGAUACUGAAGAAUUUCCAAGGAAUCCGCGGCCUCCAUCUCCGGCUGCCCUGCCACGGCAAUCACAAGCAUAAUCCGUCCAGGAAUGGUAAGAAUCCGACGACGUUGCUGAAAUGGAGAGCUGAAUUCGGGCGGGAGCUGCACAGCUGCGUGAUUUUGGGGGCGAAAUCGUGGUCGGAGAAGGAUAGGGUUGAAUCGAGCGAGGAAGAGGCGUCGUCGUCGCGGGUGAUGGCGGACGACGAGCUGAAGCUGCGGAUCGUGUGGACGAUAUCGUGCCUGAUCGCUGCGUCGGCGAGGCAUUACCUGAUGCAGGAGACGGUGAAAGGGCUGAAGAUGAUCGAGAGCGUGGUGGUGUCGGAUGAGAGCGAUCAGGGGAGGCUGUGUAUGAACAAGGAGCAGAUUGAGGAGAUUCGGCAAUCGAGCAAGGUGAAAGGAGAUGAUGAGACGACGGUGGAGAGUAGGAGCAGAGUGCCGGCGCUGAGGAUGAAGAUGUGGUAUUUGGAUCGGCUGGAGGUGCCGGGGUCGGGCAAGGUCAUGGAGGGGGCGACGCUCGUGGUUAUAAAGCCGGCUGGUGGGGGAGAGGACGAGGCGAAGAAGGGCCGGAGUGAUGCGGAGAUGGUGGCGGACGCGUUUGAAGGGGAAGGGGAAGGGAAGGUGAUAGGUGAAGCAGUUAGGAAGCUCAUGGUUGCCAAGAAAUGCUAUGUUUUGGAGAUGAAUUCGUUUUAACACAUUAUUACUUUUACUUGGGAGUUAAUAAGAGAUUCAGAUUUCACACAUUCUUGUCAUACAUUCUUUGCAUCAAAUAGAAACACGAGUACAAUCAAGUGCUAGAAUGAAACUGCUAUAAAAUCUUGUGAUGGAUAUGGUUAGACGAGAAACGAAACUUGUAUACAAAAGGGGAAUCCUAACUAGAAUUCUUACAUUCUUCUUCUUUUUUA
Molecule: messenger RNA, 1424 nt
Organism: Salvia hispanica
Lineage: Eukaryota; Viridiplantae; Streptophyta; Magnoliopsida; Lamiales; Lamiaceae
Product: F-box protein At1g30200-like
Molecular function (GO): protein binding
Source: RefSeq, a predicted model, not a curated record